AUGUCGAGGCCAUGGCUCGCGCUGCCUUUUAGCGAACGGACCAAAAAGAACGACCUUUCCAAAAAGUUCAAGGUCAGCGGAAUUCCGACGUUCGUCAUCAUAAACGCGGAGAAUGGCUCCGUCAUCACGGCAGACGGGCGCAGCGCAGUCAUGUCAGAUCCGGAAGGCAAAAAGUUUCCGUGGAUACCGCCAACCUUUCAGGAGGCUUUGGGUGACGAAUUCAUGGAUGGGGAAGAGACUGUGGACAAGAAGAAGCUUGAAGGCAAGACGCUUGGCUUGUACUUUUCAGCGCACUGGUGUCCACCUUGCCGAGCGUUUACGCCGCAGCUGGCAAAAUGGUAUGCGGGCAUUAAGUCAGAGCUCGGGGAUAAGUUCGAGAUCAUAUUCUGCAGUGGCGACCGGGAUGAGGCCUCUAUGAAGGAGUAUUACAAAGAGCAGAGAGAAGCUGGGGGAAAGUGGCUUGCUAUGCCGUACCACAGAAAGGAUGAUCUGGAUCCACUUUUCGAGAUCCAGGGAAUCCCCACUUUCCUGAUCGUCAGCCCGGAAGGCAAAGUCAUCAACAAGAACGGGCGAUCGUUGACCGGUGCACCCGCUAGCAACACGGCGAGACAUUCGUGA
Molecule: messenger RNA, 618 nt
Organism: Symbiodinium necroappetens
Lineage: Eukaryota; Dinophyceae; Suessiales; Symbiodiniaceae
Source: the annotation of a GenBank genome assembly